Penicillium bovifimosum is the source of this 381-nucleotide messenger RNA. RefSeq lists its product as uncharacterized. Lineage: Eukaryota; Fungi; Ascomycota; Eurotiomycetes; Eurotiales; Aspergillaceae. The record is from RefSeq and is a predicted model, not a curated record. The coding region runs from base 1 to 381 and encodes 126 amino acids. The transcript has a single exon.
AUGCCGCAUGGCCAAGGAAACGAAACCGGUUCUUCAGAACCCAACACUGUCCCCUACGGUUCCUGGGAAUCUUUUCCCGAGCAACCAUUUCCCAUGUACGCGGGAACAAAGUCGAUCAUCUACCGGUCCGCUGAUGGCAAGGUGGUCGUGGGAAUGUUGCGCGAAAAGGGAAAAGACACAUUGGUAUGGCCGGUGGAUGAAUUUCUUUUCGUCACCCAAGGAACAAUCCAUAUCGAAGUGCACGGCGGCGAGUCCUUUACACUUGGUAAGGGCGAUCUGAUGGUGAUGAAAAAGGGCCAGACAAUUACGUUUGACUGCAGCGAAGACUUUGCGAAUGUUGCUGUCUUCAUCGACCUGGAAGAUAAGGUCACGCUCGUAUAA